ACCGUCGAGCAACCUAGACGACGGCACGGGGCGGGGGUCUGCGCGCGGGGGUGGGACCGGAGGGCGCGGAUGCCGACGGUUCAGGGCGUCUGAGUGGGCCGGGGCCAUGAGUGCCGCCCGGCCCCAGUUCAGCAUCGAUGAUGCCUUCGAGCUGUCCCUGGAGGACGCGGGCCCUGGGCCCGAGUCCAGCGGGGUCGCCCGCUUCGGGCCGCUGCACUUCGAGCGCCGGGCCCGGUUCGAGGUGGCCGACGAGGACAAGCAGUCCCGGCUGCGCUACCAGAACCUGGAGAACGAUGAGGAUGGAGCCCAGACCUCUCCGGAGCCGGAUGGGGGAGCCAGCACCAGGGAUUCUGGCCGAACAUCCAUCCGCAGCUCCCAGUGGUCCUUUAGCACCAUCAGCAGCAGCACUCAGCGCUCCUACAACGCCUGCUGCAGUGCUGAUCCUGACCGGCGUGGGACUGGAGGUGGCCCCCUCGCCAGGUGUCUCCAGCGCCAUCUUCUUCGUGCCGGGCUUCCUGUUGCUGGUCCCGGGAGUCUACCACGUGACCUUCAUCUACUGCGCGGUCAAGGGCCACCGGGGCUUCCAGUUCUUCUACCUGCCCUACUUCGAGAAGUGAGCAGGCGGCGGCGGACGGCGGGAUCCAUCGUCGGCGCCGAGAGGCCCCGCGCGGCCUCCUCGCGUCCCUAGGGGGCGCCCCUGGGGCCCGCGCCCCGCUUCGGUACCUUCAUCUCAAGGAAAAAGACGCUGCGGGACCCUCGAGGCCCCAGUCCCCUCAGGAGUUUGCUCCGGAAGUUUGGGGCAGUGGGCCUCGGGCCACUACCUGGGCCUGGGAAAGUCGCCCCUUCCGUGCUCCGUGCCUUAACUUAUUCUUGGGGGGCUGCUGGGUUGGUGGUGUUCUGUGCUAAUAAAAGG
Mesoplodon densirostris (Blainville's beaked whale) is the source of this 913-nucleotide messenger RNA. RefSeq names its product transmembrane protein 134 (gene TMEM134). Bases 107 to 688 code for a protein of 193 amino acids. Lineage: Eukaryota; Metazoa; Chordata; Mammalia; Artiodactyla; Ziphiidae. The transcript is spliced from 6 exons. The record is from RefSeq and is a predicted model, not a curated record.